CUUUAAGGAGGAAUAUAAAGUGAAAUGUCAAUUAAUUAAAGCUAACUAUAACAACAAUAAUAAUUGACUACAACGAAAUGUCGGGGAAAAUUUAAUAAAAUUUGAUUUUUUUGAAUGAAAAGUAAUAUAAUAAAUGAAAUAUGGAAGGUCCAACAACCUCUCUAACUACAAGAGAGGCUCUUCAUAUUUUAUAUAGAGAAAUUGAAUCGCUUCUCAUACAGUUUAAACAGUCUCAGAAAAAAAGGAAUCCAAGAUCAUGGAUAAGCGAUAGUAUACAUCAUUCAAGUCAUCAUACAACCAUCAAUUGGAUUUCUGUUUGUUUCUUGAUUUGGUGUUCAUUAAGUCUCGUAUUGGCAUAUUUCAUAGGAGAUUAUUCAAAAAUUUAUCUUAUUCAAGCUGCAGUAAUACUCCUUUUUACGUCUUUAAGUGUUUCCUUAGAAUUAUACGACAAUCAUUUAAGACACAAUGAAAUUCCAAGAAGAGUAGAAAAUAUCUUAAAAAUAAUCAAAAAAGAGGCUGAAAUUGUAAAAUGGCAACAAGAAAAUUAUCCUUCAUUAUUUAUGCCAACUUCUCCAUGUAUAACUAUGCAAUGGACUUUCAGAGAUGGGGAGUUAGUUAAUUUACCAUAUUCCUUAUUGGUGAAAGAUGAUAUCAUUUUAGUGAGACCUGGCCAAAUAAGUCCUGGCUACUGUGAAAGUCUAGAAAAACACACUGACCAACCUUUGUUACAUGCUAAAGAAGUAUAUGCGCCCCAAGGAAAAGAUCGUAACUUAAUUUCGUCUCCAAUAAUCCGUAAACCUCUCAAAAGUGCAAAAUAUAAACUACUAGAAACACCUUAUUUGAGUAACUUGAAAAUUAUGUUAGAACAAGCCCUUGAUAGACCUAGUACUCAACUCACACGACAACAACAUAUUUUACUUGUUGAAAUGGUACAACGAAUAAUAUUGCCUAUUGCUAUUGUUGUUUUUUAUGCUUUAUCUGCUUUGAAGUAUCUUCAUUUGAAGUUUGACAAUGAUGUAGCUUUAUUCUUACUAUACCCAACAAAUGGAAUUCUUCCCUUACUGCCAAUAAUUUUUCCUAUAGUCUGGAAUAUAGCCAAUUAUAUUGGUCUUGCUAGGUUACAAUCUAUUUUUUUCGCAAGUAAAAUGGUACAAGGACAGGAAAGCUUCAGUUUAGAGGAAGAAGCUGAUCAAACAAUCGUUGAACAUAUAAGAUUUAGAUACAAGUGGAUGUCUAUUAUUAAACAUUUUUUUUCUAUAUUGAGAGGAGAUCCUGAAAUAAUGGCCAGAUCUGCUAAUAUUCUUCAUGUUUUAGGAUCAGUAUCAGCAUUAGGGUGUGUAGAUAAAAAGGGGGUUUUAUCUUCUCCAAAUCCCACAGCUGAAAAAGUUUUCUUUUUGCAUAACAUGGACAAAACAUCUUCUUCCUCUAGCUUAAAUAUCGAAGAUAUUGACUCUGAUAGCAUUGAUGGUAAUCCUGCUAAAAACUUUAGUGGCAAAGUCGAAGUCCUUGACCUGACGCAUGAUCAUCACGAUCCUGUUAAACUUCAAUUUGACGAUCCCAAAUGGAAUUUAUAUAUGUCUACCUUGAAACCUCUCGGAUUGGCUAUUCUUCUCAACACAUGCCACCCAGAUACUGAGAAACAAUACUCGAACUUCUGCUCUCAUAUUACGUGUGAGGCUCAGAUAAACGAAAAUUUGGUUCCUGUUUCAAACAGACGGUGCCUAUGUGAAUUGGCUAAAAUUAUAGGUUUUGUGGAUGAAGCAAGAAAAAUAUUCAAUAUGGAACAGAAGUUAUGCACAUUCAGGCAUCUUCAACCCGAAACUGUUAGACGAGAUAAUAAGUACGCUAGAUCACUGCAGAUGUCAAAUUCUAAACUGAAGGUCCCUUUUCCACACUUGUUCGCCGUAGUUGUUCGAGAGAUAAGCACAAAUGCAAUGCAACUUUUAUCCGAAGGAACAGCCGACAUCUUGCUUGAUUCCUGCGUAGACUAUUGGGAUGGUAAAGAGUUGUGCUCUCUGACUGCCAUUGAUCGGAAAAGAAUCCAAGAUUUUUAUCAGCGGACAAGUCUUACAUCUUAUUGCACAGCUUUCGCUUAUAGGCCCUUAGACAGGGCUCCAGCACCUAAUUUGGCAUCUGCUUAUCUUGAACUACCAAGCGAUUCAAAGCAUCUCUUCUUAGGUCAGAGAAGCCCUUCUCCGACUCAAAAUAAUGGAUUUGCAGAUAUAGGGGCACCCCUCUCCCUUUUUUACUCAGCAGAGUCCCUGAUUUACGGUUGUGAAUACGAGGCAGAAGAAGUGGAUGCCAAUGGUUGUUUUCAGAUGCAGUGCAAUCAGAUUUUCAUAGGCAUGGUGAGCAUGCAGUACCAGGUACUUACAGACAUGGUUCAUCUGAUCGAACAGUUGGAAAGAGCCUGUAUCAGGUUUGUGCAUUUCAGCAAGGAGAACGAAUUGAGAUCAAGAGUAUUCAGCGAGAAGAUGGGUUUGGAAAGCGGGUGGAAUUGCCAUAUAUCAUUAUUGAGCGAGAGGACCAGGGGGGAUAAUGCUAAAAGUAACAGCAUGGUAAAUGUCCCAAUAACACGUGACGAAACUUCUUCUGCAGUACCAUCAGGUGAAAAAUCUUCCAUAAUACAUCCAAGCAACUUUGAAAAUUCGAAGGCUAUAAGUUUCUCGGCACCUUCUGCGAUCAAUAUCGAUCAAAUUGCGAGGUUAGAACGUGAAGAAAAUGUCAGACGUUGCAGUAAUCAGAACUCGAUGGAAGACAGCAAAAAUACCCAAGAUUCUUCGGCGCUGUUUGGUAGUAUAAAUACAUCACACGAUUGGCAGUCGAUGAGCUGUUUGACGGAUAGUACGGAUCAUACUGCACCGGUUAACUUCGAUAUGAGUAAUAGGGCUAAAUUGCCAAGAGGUAUAGACAAGAUAAGACCUCAUAUAGAAUUAAUAGACAAUGUGCCUCUGUUGGUAUCUUUGUUUACUGAUUGUACCCCAUCGGCCACUAGAGAAAUGUUGCAUAUUAUGCAGGAUUAUGGAGAGAUUGUAUGCAUCAUGGGAUCGGUAUCUAAUUGUGAUAAUACUGGAAUAUUCAUGCAAGCUGAUGCAAAUGUUGCAGUAGAACCAAUUUAUCCUCAGGUAUGCCAAAAACGUUUGGUAAGUAUUCCUUACGAAGGUGUUUCCCCUAUGGAUCUAGCCAGGCAUCUCAACAGUUUGCCCUGUUCUCUAUGCAUAAAAAGAGAGGAUCCGAUAAACUUAUACCAUCUGAUUAUGGAGUCGAGGCAUUUUGUUACAUCCAUAUGGAAUGCAGUUCAAUUUUGGGUUUGCUGUUGUGCUACAGUAACCGGCAUACAAAUUGCCUGCAGUAUUGCUUUAAUACCAUCACCAUUUACGACUGGUCAAGUACUUUGGUUGAGUUCCAUAGUGAUACCCAUUCUUAGUGCCUCACUGAUAGCCUUACCGGUAGAUGCGGAAGUAAUGAAGAGGCCACUGGGUAAAAACGAUUUAGCCUUUAACUGGAAUAUAAUGUGUUUCAUAAUGUGGUGUUAUGGGCUCAAGUUUAUACCUACAAUUCUUACGGUAUUGACAUCCUUUUGGGUUAUAUUGACUAAUCACUGUUAUAGUUUUUGUAAAAUGCAAAACUGUACUUGCUUUUUAUAUCAUACACCUAUCGUUGGGGGUGAUGGUAAUGAGAGUAUAGGUUGGGCAGAUAAGGAUUGGACCCUAAACUCUGCUAGGUUGUUAAUGCUGUUGCUUGUUGUUACUCAUUUUGUUGCAAUAUCUAUUGGUUUUGUCCAUCGAGGUCACUUAAUUACACAAAAAAGGCCAUUUUGCAAUAGAUUUUGGAUUGUGUCUGCAAUUAUUUUUGUUGCUCUUCAGAGUGUAUACACAAUUGUCUCUUACCAUAUUCAUUCAAAUGAUGAAGUUGAAUUUGAGUUACCUGUUUGGUUAUGGGUCUUUGGUUUUCUUUCGCCUUUUUUUGUCAUAAUAAUCAAUGAAACUGUCAAGAAUCAAGAGAUUGGGGUCAAUACUAGAUUUCAAAGAAGAGCACGGUUGGAUUUUGGAACGAAAUUAGGAAUGAAUUCACCAUUUUGAGUUUGAACCAAAGUAAGAUAAUUUUCUUUCUUUCUCUUCUUUCAGAAUGACAAAAUACAUACAUAUGUAUUUUUUUUAAUAAUACAAAUUGCUGUUUAUCAAAAAGCAUGUCUAUUCUGAUAAGAAAGUAACUAAAGCUCCACCAAAAUCUGUAUUCAAAAUUCAAACAACAAAGUAUUGUGGAAUAAUUUUUAUUCGCAAUUUUGAUUGACAAUUUGACUUAUUUGAUUUUAAUUAUUAGCAGUAGUAAUUAAUAUUGUGAUAGUCUUGCUAUUGAAGACAAUUGACUUGUACACAGGUAUAAUUUGUGUUCAUCUAUCUGAGAUUUGAGCUCUAUUGAGAAUGAAUGUAUUUAUUUGUGUCAUGUGUAUAUAAUAUUGGAAUGUUCUAUUUAUUGUACUUCCUUUACACUAAUUAUUUAAUUUUAAUUGAAUGAAAAAAGUUAUGAAAUUCUAUUGUUAAUUUAUAUUCAAUAUAUUUUUAUAAGCA
Harmonia axyridis is the source of this 4571-nucleotide messenger RNA. Its product is annotated as transmembrane protein 94. The record is from RefSeq and is a predicted model, not a curated record. The coding region runs from base 141 to 4082 and encodes 1313 amino acids. The transcript is spliced from 17 exons. Lineage: Eukaryota; Metazoa; Arthropoda; Insecta; Coleoptera; Coccinellidae.